AUGCCUACUCGAAGGUUUGGCUUACUCGUCGACAUGGAACUGGCAGAGCGAGUUCUUUGUGUGUUGAGAGACAUAGGCACGAAAGCAUCGCCUGAGGAAAUUUCAUCUGUGGCCCAAGGGUUGCAGGAAGAGGUUCUGAAGCAUGUAGAUUCGACCGGGAAAUCCAGGUCUGUGUCAGAGGAAGGGGCGAGGUCGGCUCUGGUUGUCCUGCUCUUGGAGUCAUGCAAGCACCAGCUUAGCACCCAGGAAGUGUCGCGUUUCCUGAACGAGCAGGGAUGGACUCCUAGGAACAUCGAGGCUUGGGCCAAGUUUUACAAUGAGGCCAAGGGGUCUGUGAUUCAGGUCCUCUCCAGUCUCGGGAAUGAGCCGCCUUCCGUCGUCGACGCUUCCUGGAAGAUGGAUGUUUGUCUCGAGAAUUCUGGGCAGAGCAAGGUGAACGAACCUCAGUGGCUCAUCUCGCUUAAAACCCUCUCCCAGACGGAGGCAUUCCCGAAAGACCUGAAGUUCUUCUGCAAGAAGGAGAACCUGGCCGACUUGGUGGCCAAGCUCCGAGAUGCGGCCAAGCAUCAACCAGAGCAAGAAGAGGCACAGUCAGGUGGAGGAAGUGAAGCAGCCAAGUCUCCCUCACGUUCUAGAUCGGCAUCCCCAGCCUCAAGAUCAUCGAGGUCUGGUUCCCGCUCGGCUUCUGGAUCACCACCUCCUAAGUCCCGAUCCAAUAGCCCUUCCUCUGACUCAGAGGGUGAAGCAAUGAGAAAGAAGAUAAAGAAAAAGAAGCGCUCGGAGGAAGAGGAAGAUGAGCCAGAGGAAGAAGAGGAGGAAUCCUAUGAGGACGAUGAGGAUGACGAAGAGGAAGACCGACGAAGGAAGAAGAAGAGACGUGGUGCUGGGUUCAUCAUCGAUGAGGCUGAGGUGGACGAAGAUGUCGAUGACGAUGAAGGCGAUUGGGAAGAAGGAGCCAAGGAAGUGUUGGCCCAGAAUGAGAAGGAGAAAGGCCCUUCCGCCAGGGAUAUAGAGAAUAAUCGACGUCUUCAGAUGAUGUGGCAAAAUGAGAAGGAGGAUGAAAUUGAAAACUACUACAAAAUGAAGUAUGCUGAUGUGGAAGAGGGAGCACGCCAUUUCAAUGAUGGAGAACAUAUGACUGAUGAAAUUGCCCAGCAGACUCUCCUUCCUGGUGUGAAGGAUCCUAAUUUGUGGAUGGUGAAGUGUCGCAUUGGAGAAGAAAAAGUCACAUUGCUCCAGUUAAUGAGGAAGUUCAUCGCCUAUCAGUUCAGUGAAAAACCCUUGCAGGUCCAGUCAAUUGUGGCCCCAGAGCAUGUCAAAGGUUACAUCUACGUUGAGGCAUACAAGCAGACUCACGUCAAGCAGAUCAUCGAGGGCAUCGGGAACCUCCGACUGGGGAGGUACAAGCAACAGAUGGUCCCCAUCACUGAAAUGACUGAUGUUCUGAGGGUGGUGAAGGAACAAGCCCAGCUGAAGCCUAAGGCAUGGGUGCGUUUCAAACGCACGGUCUACAAGGACGACAUUGCCCAGGUGGAUUAUGUGGACACUGCUCAGAACAUGGUCCAUCUGAAACUCAUCCCACGCAUUGAUUACUCGCGACCCCGAGGAGCACUCCGUCAGCCCAAUCAGGAGGAAGACCUGAAGAGGAAGAAGAAGAAACGCCCUGCUGCAAAACUGUUCGAUUCGGAUGCGAUCAGGGCGAUUGGCGGUGAGAUCACCAAUGAUGGUGACUUUCUGGUCUUCGAGGGGAAUCGGUACUCUCGCAAGGGUUUCCUGUACAAGAACUUUGCCCUCAGUGCCAUUGUAUCUGAGGGUGUGAAGCCAACUCUGGCUGAACUGGAGAAAUUUGAAGAGGGUGUGGAAGGGAUGGAGAUGGAGAUUGCUGCAUCUGCUAAAAUUGGGAAAGAGAAUUUGGCUCACAACUUUGCUACAGGGGAUGUUGUGGAAGUCUGCGAUGGGGAGUUGAAGCACCUCCAGGGCAAAGUGAUGAACAUUGAAGGAAACACAAUUGCCAUCAUGCCCAAUCACGAGGACUUGAAGGAUCUGCUGGAGUUCCAUGCCGGAGAAUUGAGGAAAUUUUUCAAGCUGGGAGACCACGUUAAGGUGAUCAGCGGGAUCUACGAGGGAGACACUGGGCUCAUCAUCCGUGUUGAAGAAAACAUGGUUGUUGUCUUCUCCGAUCUCUCGCUCCAUGAACUGAAGGUUUCACCUAGAGACCUCCAAUUGUGCUCUGAGAUGGCCACAGGUGUUGACUCACUUGGCCAGUUUCAGUAUCUGGAUAUGGUCCAGCUGGACCCUCAGACAGUGGGUGUGAUUGUGCGACUGGAGAAAGAGCACAUGGAGGUCUUGAACAUGCAUGGCAACGUGGUCAGGGUUCGACCUCAGGCCGUGACCCGACGUCGGCCAUCCCGCAAUGCCAUGGCUCUCGAUUCCGAGUCCAACUCCAUCCAGGUCAAGGAUGUCGUCAAUGUUGUGGACGGGACCCAUCAGGGGAAAAAGGGGGAAAUCAAGCACCUCUUCAGGAACUUCGCAUUCAUUCACAAUCGGCAGUACAUUGAGAAUGGAGGCAUUUUUGUGUGUCGUGCCCGGAACCUUCAAUUGGCAGGAGGGACCAAGGUGAGGAUCUUUUAUUUCUUUUGUUCACUUGCCAGCUUCAUGAUUGCGGGUCCAAUGGGGUUCAUGUCUCCUCGAAUCUUCUCCCCGGCUCACCCUGGAGGAGGUGGAGCUGGAGCUGGGGCUGGAGGUGGUGGGGUGGGGAGCAUGGGAGGGGGUGUAGGAGGCAUGGGGAGGGGCCGAGGACGUGGCGGCUCCAGUCGAGAUCGUGCUCUAAUUGGACAGACGGUCAAGAUCACCAAGGGACCCAUGAAGGGCCAUGUUGGUAUAGUAAAGGAUGCCACAGAAGCAAUUGUGAAGGUUGAACUUCACACUAACUGCCACACAAUCUCGGUGGAUAGAAACCGCAUCGAGCAGGUGGGUGCUCCAUCUCGAGCUGGCUCAACUUCCACAUACCAACGAACCCCAUCCUAUGCUGGGGCUGCUACUCCAAUGUAUGGAGUUGGGUCCAGGACACCUAUGUAUGGGUCUCAAACACCCUUGUAUGAAGGUUCUCGAACUCCUCACUAUGGGAGCAUGACUCCAUUGCAUGAUGGAUCCCGUACACCUGGCCAGAGUGGAGCCUGGGAUCCCACUGUGGCCAACACUCCCGCUCGAACGGAGCUAGAUGAGUACGGGUACGAUGAUCCGUCUUCUCCUGCUGCUUCCCCCAGUGUUGGUGCCCCGUAUACCCCACAUACUCCGGGGACUCAGUACAGCUCGGAUCAGCCAUAUUCUCCUUAUCAGUCCACACCCAGCCCCCAGGGAUUCCAAUCAUCUCCAAAUCCUGGGGCGUAUGUUGCAACACCGAGUCCCAUCGGUGGCUACCAACCAGCAGCCUCGCCUCAGAAUAGCUUUGGCUCUUCGUCUCCCUCUCCUCUAGGAUACAGCUCACCUCUCACACCUGGCUCUCCAUACAACCCUACCACUCCUGGAACUGCUUUGGAUCUGCUGUCCACCCAAGACUGGCAUUCGACCGACAUCGAGGUGAAGAUCAAGGAGUCGUACACGGAUUCUGCUCUCAGUGGACGAUCUGGGAUCAUCACAGGGAUUUCGGCAGGGAUGUGCUCCGUGUUGCUUCCACAAGAUGACCGCACGGUGAACAUAAUGGCAGAGCAUCUCGAGCCUGUCACUCCGUCUCGAGGCGAUCGGGUCAAGGUGUUGGUCGGCGAAGAGCGAGAGGCGACCGGGCAGCUGCUCUCCAUCGACAAUCAGGAAGGCGUCGUUAAGCUGGAUUCCGGCGUGGUGAAGAUGCUCCAGCUUCGAUUCCUAUGCAAGAUGAAGCCCUCCGACUAGGCGUCGCGGCGUUUGGGCUCGUGCCGUCGUUGGCAUUUCUGUGCCAUGAACCGGAAACCUGUUCGUUUUGUGGGUGUUGGUGUUGGUUGUUGCUGUUUGCUUUUUGUUUGGUUCUUGAAUUUAAGGUAAAGAUUGCAGAUGUAAUAAAGGAUUCCUUUUCCUCCC
Messenger RNA from Darwinula stevensoni, 4053 nucleotides. Lineage: Eukaryota; Metazoa; Arthropoda; Ostracoda; Podocopida; Darwinulidae. The record is from the annotation of a GenBank genome assembly.